This is a messenger RNA of Brassicogethes aeneus, 1509 nucleotides long. The record is from the annotation of a GenBank genome assembly. Lineage: Eukaryota; Metazoa; Arthropoda; Insecta; Coleoptera; Nitidulidae.
AAUUUAAACUGCGCAGUUUAAAUUUUAUCGUUAACGGUCAGUAUAGUUCUUCAUCUAUGGUGUAACCUGUCGAUGAGAAUUCAGCAAUUGCUAUUAUAUAUUAUAUUUCUAUUAUAUAUUAAUAUGGCAAGUGGAAUAAUCAAGAAGAAAUCUAAAAAACCAUACAAACAAUACCUACAACCGGGAAACUUAGAACAUAUGUGCUCUAAUGUUAAAAAACGGCUGGAAAAAAGGCAUUUUCCAUAUAUAUCUUCUCAAGAAUCAUAUAAUCCAAGCGAAGAACAAUCAGUAAGUCCUGCCAGGUCCGACUUUGAAAGCUACGGGGAUUUAAAGAAAAAAACAACAAAUGAAAAUACUUCUUUUAAUAAUAAUGAUCUGUGUGAUAGUUACAUGUGGAAUAGUGACAAAAAUGGUGAUAUUGAUAACAAUGAUAAUACAGAUGAUAUUGAUAUGUGUAAUAACAGUACCAAUAGCACAUAUGAUAAUAAUGACCUUGAUCUUGGCAAUGAAGACAAAAAUGGUGAUAUUGAUAACAAUGGUAAUACAGAUGAAAUUAAUAUGUGUAAUAACAGUGCCAAUAGCACAUAUGAUAAUAGUGACCUUGAUCUUGACAAUGACAAUACAGUUUAUACCGCUGACCAAAUGUGCAACAAUGAUAAUAACAUCAAUGGCAACAUUUUUCAAAAAUAUUCUGAUUUAAAUGAUACUAUGUUUGAAAAAGCGGGAUUAACAAAAUUUGAUGUGCUCGCUAUGAUUUAUUCACUAUCCCUUAAACAUCAGUUAUCUAAUACAGCUAGAGAGGACAUUAUUGAAUUAUUAAAAGUCUGCGCCAACUUAUGCAACGACGACGUAUUUCAAUCGUCAAAUUAUUAUAUGGCAAAAUUUUUUGAACCAUCAAGUCAAGUUUCUAACUAUAUCUUUUACUGUGAGAAUUGUAAAUCUGCUCUCACCGAUCCCUUGGUAAAAGAAUGCGUUCAAGAACAGGUUGUGCAAUGUCCAAAUAAAAAAUGUAAUAAAGAGUACCAAAUUUCUCUAUCAAAAGAUUAUUAUUUUAUCAUAGUCAACACUACGGAUCAAGUAGCUGAUGUAUUAAGCCAAAGGCACGGAACUUUGCACCGCAAUUUGGAAUUAAAUAGCAGCUCUGGUAUGUCAAGUACCAGUGGCAUUUCUUAUAAAAGAUGUAUUUUUAAUAAAACCCUAAUUCAUACUAUAGAAUAUCAAAGAGCUAAACGAACAAGUGACUAUUACGUGGAAAUUAACACAGGAGAUAUUGUACAAGUUUUAAAACUUAUUGUAGUUAAUAAAAUUAGUUAUAUGUAUGUGAAAAAUGUAAACUGUUACAAGUUAAUGUGCGAAAAUGUUCAAUUGCCUCAUAUUUUUGAAGUAGAAUCUCUAAGCGAAUAUGAACAUAUGAUACCAAUUGAACAUUUUACAAGAAAAUGUAUUUAUGUAAACAUUGGAGAGAAGUCUUACAUCUGUCAUUUUCCAAACAAAAAUGAAGUUCAAUAA